AUGUCCGACCCCGACCUGGCCGUGCAGGUGGUCAUGAACGCCGGGGAGGUCGACUUCGUGGCCAGCAAGUUUGUGCAGGCGCUGGGUCGCGUUUGGGACUCGGCCGAUUUCCAGCAGCUGGCCGAGAUCAUCCACCACUUUAAGUUCACCAUCUUCCUCGCCUUCCUGGAGACACGUUACACGCAGGACAUGGAGACGGAGGCGUUGCGCGAGGCCAUCGACGACGUUUACGACGUGGUCGUCGAGGACGUGGUGAAGAAGGGCCCGCUGCAGCGGCGCGCCGACUGCCUGCGGCUGCCGCUCAGUCCGCAGACCCAGGUGGUCAACCUGAUCGAGCAGAGCGGCGUGCGGCCCAACCGGUUCUCCGUGUCGGCUGACGGCGCUGCGCUGGAGCUGGCCGCGCCCGACUACAAGACCAAGUUCCAGUGGCUGUCGGCGCUGGAGACGGCCGUCUCGUUCUCGGGCUCGCCUCAGGGUUGCCAGCGGCACCUGGCGGCGGCGCGUCGCGCCGAGUGGCACCAGACGGAGGCGCGCCAACACGAGGACGACCGGCGCCGCCUCAGCCAGAUCAACAUCAUGGACAGCACCAAGGCCGAGCUGGAGAAGGCCGAGGAGGAGCGCAAGCUGGCCGAACUGGAGGAAACUCGCCUGGAGUUGGAGCGGCUGCUGCAGGAGGAGAAGCAGGCCAAGCGCGACGAGGAGCUGGUGCGCAGCGCGCAGAGUCGCGUGCUCCGCCAGGAGUGGGAGAAGCGCGAGGACCUGGAGCGGCUGCAGCGCCAGAAGCGCGAGGCGUUCGAGGUGCUGCAGAAAAGCAAGCAGCGCCAGCUGGAAGAGGCGCAGCUGCGCCUGCGAGAGGUCGAGGAGGGUCGUGUCAAGCUCGACCGAGAGCUCAAGGCGGCCCGUUGCAAGCUGAUCACGGCCGAGCGCACCAAGGGCCAGGUGGAGUCAAAGCUGCGCGUGCGCGAGCGCGAGGUGUCACUGCGCCAGUCGGCGGUGCCGCCGGGCGAG
This is a messenger RNA of Pollicipes pollicipes, 1008 nucleotides long. RefSeq names its product differentially expressed in FDCP 6 homolog. The record is from RefSeq and is a predicted model, not a curated record. Lineage: Eukaryota; Metazoa; Arthropoda; Thecostraca; Pollicipedomorpha; Pollicipedidae. The annotation marks the transcript as partial. The transcript is spliced from 4 exons.